CAUGCGCAGACCGGUAGGGCAAACUUUAAGAGGAAGUUUGAAGGAGAUGGAGAACGUUUCGUGCUGAGUAGGUAGAAAUUUUUUCUGCGCUAGUGCUUGGGUGAUGGUAGUUGGAUGAAGAAAGAACUCUUCCCUGCUUUGAAGCGCCAGCCCACCCUUGCAUAAUUCCAAGCUCAUGGCUGGAAGUCCAGUGCCCCGUAGGAGGAAGGUGGUUGAAGAGACGCGGCUGGUGUUGGAAGCAUUCUUGCAAGGGGCAUUAAACAGCGGAGAGGAUGGGGUCCCAGGUCAUGUGGGCCGUGGCUAUCAUGACCCCCAAAGUUACAUGUCCAGGUCUCCUGUAGAACAUUUUCCAGAGUGUCCUGCCUGUAGCCCUGUCCAUGAAGGAAGUAACUCUGUGGAAGGGAAAAAACAUGGCUUCCGCGCCAGCAUUAAACACCUGUUGCAGAAGCGGUCCAGUUCUCUAGGACACUCAGAUAAUCUUCCCUCCCCUGGAGACUCUUUAAAGAAAUCUAAGUCAGGACCUGAAGGGACCCACCGCAAGCACCACUUCUCCUUCAAGGGCCUUCUGAAGAAGAAGACUGCUUCAGUAGAGAUAACUGACUCCAAUGCUCUCCCCAAGCGGCCUGACACUUUACCUGUCAUAACCUGCUAUUGUAAAAAGCAGGCAGCUGAGCCAGAAGAGGCCCAAACAACAGGCAAUGGUGAAGCUGAGGAUGCUGAGUUUUAUACUUUGGUGGCUCAGAAACUAGAUUACUUUGUGAAACACCAACAACGGAUCAGCCCCAUAGCUGCAAAAAGCUCAGUUUCUCCCAAAGAUCCAAACAUUACAAUUUCCACAGAUACAAUCUCUGACAAUUCAGUUGCCUUGGAAAAAGUGCCAGAACAAUCUGAUGAGAAACAGAAAGAACAAAUCCUUCAGAAGUUGGUUGCCCUUCUGGAAGAACAGGCUGCUGUCUUCAAUAAAAAGAUUGAAGCUGACCCACUGCUACGCAACACUAUCUCCCGUCUCUCAUACCGCAGUUUUACACACCUGGCUGAAGCCUUUACAUCACGUACCCCACCUGGGGUCUCUAACCCUGAACUAGCCAAGCUAGCCCUUACCAUGGAACUCACAAGGAAAGUGGCCGGCAUCAACAGCCAUGCAGUACAUACCCUCAUGGGCUACAGUUUGCAGUAUAUGGAUAUGUUCAUACCUUGGCUGCAGCAGCAAGGUGGCUGGGAGAACAUUGUAGCCCAGGAGGAGAUAUUCGACUUGCAACUUGACUGAACAAACUUCCAUGCACCAGUGGCAAUGCACUUAUGAUGAAUCUUAUUUGCAGAAGAUUGCUGGGUAGAGCUGCUUUCCUCCUAAACUAAAUUCAAAGGGACAUUUUGUUUUAGUAGGCAUGACUGGAGCUAAUUCUGAGAUAUUAAGAAUUAGCAGAAAUCAACAUUAAUAUUUUAUUUGGAGUGAACUACAAAAUUUGACCACAGUAUGCUAAAUGUUUUUGUCAAGUAUUCCUGCAGAAGUUUGAAAUAUUUACUCCCUCAUAAACCUUCCAAUUGUCAAAAUAUUUCUUAAAGGCUGUUCUUCAGAAAUCAGAGGCAAGAAAAGUGAUGCCCUCUGUGAGAGCCUCUGUUCUUCCAAGUGAGCUUUACUGAGGAAGGCUAGUUGGUUUUUUUUCCAUCCAGGAUGAACUGUCCUCAGAUUUUAUACUUGAGUUUAAAUAGAUACAUUCAAAUCUUAUUUUAUCCCUAUUUUCAGAUGGAUGGAAAUUUUCAGGUGUGCCUUUUCCUUGUUCUGAAUUUUUUGUUUCGAAGUGCUCUGAGAAUUUUUGGGAUUUUAGAACAAGAAAAAGAAUUCCUAUGCAAAGCUGGCUAAUAUGAGGAGACUCAUAUUACCGUAAUUUCAGUGGGACUAAGUUUUGUGUAAAUAGGAGGAGAAAAGAAACUUAAUAUCAAACUCAGGGAUAUGGAAGCAUGUUUGUUUAACAGCAAUAGCUUCCCUGAAGCACUGUGAUUUUUUUUUAAAA
Messenger RNA from Notechis scutatus (mainland tiger snake), 2012 nucleotides. NCBI's taxonomy places the organism in Eukaryota, Metazoa, Chordata, Lepidosauria, Squamata, Elapidae. The record is from RefSeq and is a predicted model, not a curated record.